This is a messenger RNA of Lodderomyces parapsilosis, 651 nucleotides long. Its product is annotated as ERG2 family protein. Gene Ontology annotation, biological process: ergosterol biosynthetic process. Bases 1 to 651 code for a protein of 216 amino acids. NCBI's taxonomy places the organism in Eukaryota, Fungi, Ascomycota, Pichiomycetes, Serinales, Debaryomycetaceae. Gene Ontology annotation, cellular component: endoplasmic reticulum. The transcript has a single exon. The record is from RefSeq and is a predicted model, not a curated record.
AUGAAGUAUUUAUUUCUAUUGGCAAUUCCCAUUGCGAUCUAUUCAAUUUCAUGUUCGUUGUACUAUACCUGGCUACCAACAAACUUUCGAUUUGAUAAGGAUGUUCUUCAACAAUUAGCCCAAGAGUCUAUCAAGCAACACCCAAACAAUAUCACCGAAUUAAUGAUUGAUUUGAGUGCCAAAAUUAACCAAGAAUACCCUGGACUUACUAAUAAAGUAAAUUUUAAUGAUUGGGUGUAUAAUAAUGCUGGUGGAGCUAUGGGAACCAUGUUUAUCCUCCACGCUUCGAUAACAGAAUACUUGAUAUUUUUUGGCACCGCAAUUGGAACAGAAGGUCACACUGGUGUUCACUUUUCAGAGGAUUACUUUAUGAUUUUACAAGGAGAAGAGAGAGCUGCAUUACCAGGAAGUUUGGAGCCAGAAGUGUACAGACCAGGUGAUUGUCAUCAUUUAGUAAGAGGUCAAGUUAAACAGUAUUCUAUGCCUGGAGAAUCGUGGGCUUUGGAGUAUGCUCAGGGUUGGAUUCCAUCAAUGUUAUUCUUUGGAUUCUUGGAUACAUUUACAUCGACAUUAGAUUUUCAUACCCUUUACUUGACGUGUUACUUCACUGCAAAGGAUAUGUUGAAGAAUUUGCUUAGGGGGAAGUUUUAA